GUGACAUCACCGGAAGCACAAUCACUGGCACGAGGAAGCGGGUAAGGAGUUUGCCCUCGUACCGCCGGACUUCGUGGUACUCUCUGGGUCUUUUGUUCCGGCAACAGUGCCCCACACCACAGAGGAGCUACGUUAUGUCGGAGGGGUCCGGUUCUGCGGAUGGGACCGGCAAGGUCAGUCGAGUCAUCCGGAUCGGAACGCGCAAGAGUCAGCUGGCUCGCAUCCAGACGGACAGCGUGGCGGCAAAGCUGCAGGAGCUGUACCCCGACGUCCGCCUGGAGAUAGUUGCCAUGUCAACCAUAGGAGAUAAGAUCCUCGACACGGCCCUGUCCAAGAUCGGAGAAAAGAGUCUGUUCACCAAGGAGCUGGAGAACGCUCUGGAGAGGAACGAGGUGGACCUGGUGGUGCACUCCCUCAAGGACCUCCCCACCAGCCUGCCUGCAGGCUUCACCAUUGGCGCCGUGCUGAGGAGGGAGAACCCCCAUGAUGCCGUGGUCCUCCACCCCAAGAACGCCGGGAAAACCUUGGCCAGCCUGCCCAAGAACAGUGUGGUCGGCACCAGCUCCCUGCGUCGCGCCGCUCAGCUGAAGAGGAGGUUCCCCCACCUGGAAUUCAAGGACAUUCGCGGGAACCUGAACACCCGGCUGAAGAAGCUGGACGACAAGGAGGACUUCGCUGCCAUCAUCCUGGCUGCAGCCGGGCUGAAGAGGAUGGGCUGGGAGGACCGGAUCAGCGCGGUGCUGCAGCCUGAGGACUGCAUGUACGCCGUAGGACAGGGGGCUUUGGCUGUGGAGGUUCGGGCCAAAGACACGGACAUCCUGGACAUGGUGUCGGUUCUCCACGACCCGGACACGGUGCUGCGCUGCAUCGCAGAGAGAGCCUUCCUUAAACGCCUGGAAGGGGGCUGCAGCGUUCCCGUGGCAGUGCACACCUACAUCAAAGACUCCCAGCUCUACCUGACCGGAGCCGUCUACAGUCUGGACGGAUCUGAGAGUCUGAAGGAGACCAUGCAGACCAGCAUCUGUUCGGGGGGGUCGUGCUCAGAGGAGGUGGAUGAGCGCCUGCAGAGGGUGGGGGUCACGGCCACCAAGAUCCCUGCAGACCUCCAGGAUGGGGCCGAGCGUCUGGGUGUGGACCUGGCAGACCUGCUGCUGACCAAAGGCGCCAAGGAGAUCCUGACGGUGGCGCGGCAGCUGAACGAUGCCAGAUAGAGGUCCCACAAAGAUUCUGGGAACGUCUUGAACUUAAGCUGAGAGGCUUUUGGGGGGGGCAGGUCUGCAGAGGCCCCUCGGAUCCUGGUCCAUCAGGACCUGCAGUGUGGACCUGAGUGCAGGCUCGGUUCUGAAGCCCCCCCUUCUGUCUGAGUUCACCUCUGACCUUUUACCCAAAGCAGUGUCGACCCCCCCCCCCCCCCCCCCCCCGAAAUCCCUGUUUAG
Messenger RNA from Oryzias latipes (Japanese medaka), 1436 nucleotides. RefSeq names its product porphobilinogen deaminase. Gene Ontology annotation, molecular function: hydroxymethylbilane synthase activity. The record is from RefSeq and is a predicted model, not a curated record. Gene Ontology annotation, cellular component: cytoplasm. Gene Ontology annotation, biological process: heme biosynthetic process. Lineage: Eukaryota; Metazoa; Chordata; Actinopteri; Beloniformes; Adrianichthyidae.